GUGUUAUCUUGCUACCAGCAUCUUCAUUAUUAUGGAAGAGUGAUGUGAUUGAUGAUUUUGGUGGUUUUAUUGCGAUCCAAAAAGGCAUUGGAACAUUUCCCUGAGGCGUGCGAAAAAUGGCAGGGUCCUACUUAUCUCCCCUGCCUGGCGAUCUUCUCACGGAGUACAUGUUCGGACGCAGGAGACAAAGGAGGAACAGGACCACUUUCAGUCCUCAACAACUCCAAGAGCUCGAAACCCUGUUCCAAAAAACACACUACCCUGAUGUUUUCCUGAGGGAGGAAGUCGCUCUAAGGAUCAGUUUAUCAGAAGCUAGAGUACAGGUAUGGUUUCAAAAUCGUAGAGCGAAAUGGAGAAAGCAGGCUAGGCUGCAGUUGUUGCAGGACGCUUGGAGAAUGCGAUGCCUUGGCAUUACCACAUCGCCAUUGCUUCUGAGCGGUAGGGGCAAUGGGCCGCCGCCCCCUCCUAGUGCCCUCGGGCAUCCAGAAAAACCGCUGGAAAACGCCUAUCCCACUUUACUACCACCAGGAUUACCACCCCAUUACCCCUGUUCCCCGAAAGAUGGCAACCACAGCCCUCGCAGCAUGAGGAAUUCUCCAAGCCCCAGGGAUCUCUCUCCCGGCGUUCCCGACGACCUAUCGAUGGCAAAGAACACUCAACAGCCCCAAAUUCCCGAAAAUCCCCCAAUUCUACGACCAGGACCGAUGGAUAGGUUCGAAACCAGCAAAUCGAACGAUAUCGGCAAUUAGAGUAAUAUCGGGGAUUGGCAAUUUGGUACCAUGAAAUCAUCAUCUAUGGAUACAUCGAGAUUUUAGACUCUUGUCUACGCCUAUGUUUUUGAUUUAAGUGGAUGAUACUUCUAGAUAUUGAGGCUGACGUAAAGUCGUUGCUUGAAUAUCGAAA
Coccinella septempunctata (seven-spotted ladybird) is the source of this 903-nucleotide messenger RNA. RefSeq names its product dorsal root ganglia homeobox protein-like. The record is from RefSeq and is a predicted model, not a curated record. Gene Ontology annotation, molecular function: RNA polymerase II transcription regulatory region sequence-specific DNA binding; DNA-binding transcription factor activity, RNA polymerase II-specific. Bases 117 to 749 code for a protein of 210 amino acids. Gene Ontology annotation, biological process: regulation of transcription by RNA polymerase II. The transcript has 4 exons. Lineage: Eukaryota; Metazoa; Arthropoda; Insecta; Coleoptera; Coccinellidae.